UGCACUUUCGCGGAGAGAAGCUCGGCUGUAAUCAGAACAAUGACUUCUGAGUAGGAGGGAGUAUCAAUUGAAAAUAGUAGUGUCGCGCACAAUUUUCUGGAUGCUGCUGUCUUACCUGGUUUUUUGUGAUCAGAUGCUACAAUUGUGACAAAAUGUGGAUGCCAACAGAGCAUGAGAAAUACGGCGUCGUUCUUGCAAGUUUCCGUGCAACAGUCCCUCAUGGUUUAUCACUGGAAAUUGGAGAUACAGUUCAAAUUUUGGAGAAAUGUGAAGGCUGGUACAGAGGAUUCAUUCUGAAGAAUCCAAACUGUAAGGGAAUUUUUCCUGCUUGCUAUAUACACUUGAAAAAUGCUAAUGUCAAAAACAAAGGGCAAUUUGAAACCGUCAUUCCAACUGAAGACUCUGUCAUUACAGAAAUGACCUCAACACUUAGAGACUGGGGCACAAUGUGGAAACAGCUCUAUGUGAAGAAUGAAGGGGAUUUGUUCCACAGGCUAUGGCAUGUAAUGAAUGAGAUAUUAGAUCUACGUAGGCAGGUCCUAGUAGGGCAUCUAACUCAUGAUCGAAUGAAGGAUGUAAAGCAACACAUUACUGCACGACUUGACUGGGGGAACGAACAGCUGGGCUUGGAUCUGGUCCCAAGGAAGGAGUUUAGCAUGGUAGAUCCAGAUGAAAUCAGUGUCACAGAACUAUACAAGCUGAUGGAGCAUCGGCAUAGAAAGAAAGAAACUCCUGUCCAAGCAAGCACACAUCACUUGUUUGUACAGAUGAAAAGUCUGAUGUGCUCUAACCUUGGAGAAGAACUUGAGGUCUUUUUCUCCUUAUUUGACAGCAAAGAAAGUCGACCUAUAAGUGAAAGAUUUUUUGUGAGGUUAAAUAAGAACGGUCUACCAAAAUCUCCAGAGAAGACAGAAAGACAAACAACUCUUUUUGUUGAUUUAGGAAACAAUGAUCUUCGUAAGGAUGUAUAUAUCACUGUGCAUAUUAUAAGAAUAGGACGGAUGGGAGCAGGUGAAAAGAAGAAUGUCAACAAUGUGCAGUACAGGCGUCCAUUUGGGUGUGCUGUCAUCAGUAUAGCUGAUCUUUUAACGGGUGACUGUAAAGAUGAUCAAAUUUUGAAAGUUUACACGUGCAACACAGAAAAUGAAUGGUAUCAAAUACAUGAGAAUAUCAUCCGAAAACUAAAUGCCCGCUACAACCUCACAGGCUCCAACACUGGCCUAGCUGUUUCUCUCCAGCUUUUCCAUGGAGAUCUUGAGCAGAUAAGAAGAGAGUACAUGGUGCUAUUUACCCGUGGGGUUGCUAUCACAAAAAAAUUGGGCUUUUCAGACAUCAUCAUGCCGGGGGAAAUGAGGAAUGAUUUAUAUAUUACACUGGAGAAAGGCGAGUUUGAAAAGGGAGGAAAAAGUGUGGCUAGAAAUAUUGAGAUCACGGUGUAUGUGCUGGAUGGUGAUGGACAGCUACUAAAGAACUACAUCUCUGCAGGUUCUGCAGAGCCUCCAUUAAGUGAAUUUCACUCCUUUGUAUUGUAUCACAAUAACAGCCCCAGAUGGUCUGAACCACUUAAACUUCCCAUCCCUGUGGAUUUGUUUCGAGGAUCCCAUGUACGCUUUGAGUUUAGGCACUGUUCAACCAAGGAAAAGGGAGAGAAGAAACUUUUUGGAUUCUCAUUUGUCCCACUAAUGCAGGAAGAUGGCAGGACCUUGCCAGAUGGUACUCAUGAACUUAUUGUCCAUAAGUGUGAAGAGAAUGCAAAUCUCCAGGACUCCGCUCGCUACCUCAAACUAUCCUUUUCAAAAGCAGGUCUCCCAGGAAACAAUCAAGCUGUGAAAAUUACAAAAGAGUCUUUCUGGAUCACGUCAUUUCUUUGUUCCACUAAGCUCACGCAGAAUGGUGAUAUGCUGGAUCUUUUAAAGUGGAGAGCACAUCCUGAGAGGAUAGCAGACAGUCUAUCUAAGCUGAAAGAAAUUGAUGGCUCUGAAAUAGUAAAGUUUUUGCAAGACACUUUAGACACUUUAUUUGGGAUUUUAGAUGAAAACGCUCAAAGAUUUGGGUUAAAGGUUUUUGAUUGCCUAGUCCAUAUAAUAAAUUUGCUGCAGGACAGUAAAUUUCAACAUUUUAAACCAGUAAUGGAUACCUACAUUGAAAGUCACUUUGCAGGAACAUUAUCAUACAGGGAUCUUAUAAAGGUCUUAAAAUGGUAUGUGGAUCGAAUAAUUGAAGCUGAACAUCAUGACCACAUUCAGCAGGUGCUCAAGGCUGCUGAGUAUAUUUUUAAGUAUAUUGUACAAUCUCGUCGGUUAUUCUCCCUCGCUACUGGUGGACAGAAUGAAGAGGAGUUUCGCUGCUGCAUCCACGAACUUUUCAUGUCAAUUAGAUUCUUUCUAUCCCAAGAAAGCAAAGGGUCAAGUCCAGUUACACAGACACAAGCUGUAUUUCUAAAAACUUUCCCAGCUGUCUAUUGUGAACUACUGAAGCUUUUUAAUAUACGGGAAGUGGCUAACUUUGUUCGAGAUACCUUGGGCAGCUUGCCAGCUGUCACGCAUGUAGACUGCCCCUUGGAAGCUGUUAAACUGCAGUGCAUUGCAAAAACUGUGGAGAGCCAGCUGUAUACCAACUCUGAAUCCCGUUGUAUCCUACUUCCUGUGGUUUUACACCACCUCAACAUGCACCUACAAGAACAAAAAGACCUAGUUAUGUGUGCACGGAUUCUGAGCAGCAUGUUUUCCCUCAUUAAAAAAGACAGCACAGAAACAUCAGUCACAGAAGAAAUAGAUAUGAUUGUUGAGAGUCUGUUAGGAAUUUUAUUACGGACCAUACUGGAAAUUACCAACAGGCCGCAACCAGCUGGAACAGCACUGCGUUUGCAGUUUCAGGAUGUCACAGGUGAAUUUGUAGCCUGUCUCCUGGCUCUACUCAGACAAAUGACAGACAAGCAUUACCAACAGCUCUUGGAAAGCUUUAGCAACAAAGAAGACCUGAGGGAUUUUCUGCUACAGAUUUUUACAGUGUUCAGAAUUCUCAUAAGGCAAGAAAUGUUUCCUAAAGACUGGACAGUCAUGCGUCUGGUUACUAACAAUGUGAUAAUAACUACAGUGUUGUACCUGUCAGAUGCACUUCGCAAGAAUUUCCUAAAUGAAAAUUUUGAUUAUAAGGUGUGGGAUUCCUACUUUUAUCUUUCUGUCAUAUUUAUAAACCAACCCUGCCUUCAACUGGAGAUGUUUUCACCGUCCAAAAAAAAAAAGAUUUUGGAAAAGUAUGGUGACAUGAGGGUUAUGAUGGGUUGUGAAAUCUUUAGCAUGUGGCAGAAUUUAGGAGAACACAAGCUCAACUUUAUCCCAGCUAUGAUAGGCCCAUUCCUUGAAGUAACACUUGUACCUCAACCAGAUUUGCGCAAUGUAAUGAUUCCAAUAUUUCAUGACAUGAUGGACUGGGAACAAAGGAGAAGUGGCAGCUUUAAACAGGUGGAAGCCAAAUUAAUAGACAAAUUGGACAGCUUGAUGUCAGAGGGGAAAGGAGAUGAAACCUACCGGGAACUGUUCAACAGCAUAAUACCACUGUUUGGCCCAUAUCCUAGUCUGCUCAAGAAAAUUGAAAGAGAAACCUGGAGGGAGAGUGGUAUUUCAUUAAUAGCUACUGUAACCCGGCUGAUGGAAAGACUGCUGGAUUAUAGAGACUGCAUGAAAGUUGGAGAGGUUGAUGGGAAAAAGAUUGGAUGCACAGUUAGCCUCCUGAAUUUCUACAAAACAGAGCUCAACAAGGAAGAAAUGUAUAUACGUUAUAUACAUAAAUUGUAUGAUCUACAUUUAAAAGCACAAAACUACACAGAGGCUGCAUAUACUCUCUUACUGUAUGAUGAACUUUUAGAGUGGUCUGAAAGGCCACUAAGAGAAUUUUUGAAUUACCCAAUGCAAACAGAGUGGCAGCGUAAGGAGUAUCUGCAUCUUACAAUUAUUCAGAAUUUUGACAGAGGGAAGUGUUGGGAAAAUGGAAUAAUCCUUUGCAGAGAGUUGGCUGAUCAAUACGAGACGUAUUAUGACUACAGAAAUCUUAGUAAAAUGAGGAUGAUGGAAGCUUCACUGUAUGACAAAAUAAUGGAUCAACAGCGUCUGGAGCCCGAGUUUUUCAGAGUUGGAUUUUAUGGGAAAAAGUUUCCUUUCUUCUUGCGGAACAAGGAAUUUGUCUGCCGGGGACAUGACUAUGAAAGACUAGAGGCCUUCCAGCAGAGAAUGUUAAAUGAGUUUCCACAUGCCAUCGCCAUGCAACAUGUCAACCAGCCUGAUGAGACCAUCUUUCAGGCUGAAGCUCAGUAUUUACAAAUUUAUGCAGUGAGCCCUAUUCCUGAUAGUCAAGAUGUGCUACAGAGGGAUGGCGUACCUGACAAUAUUAAAAGUUUUUAUAAAGUGAAUCACAUCUGGAAAUUCCGGUAUGAUAGGCCUUUCCAUAAAGGAGCAAAGGAUAAGGAAAAUGAAUUCAAGAGCUUAUGGGUUGAAAGGACAACUUUAACGUUAGUGCAGAGUUUGCCGGGCAUUUCUCGGUGGUUUGAAGUAGAGAAGCGAGAAGUGGUGGAGAUGAGUCCUCUUGAAAAUGCGAUUGAAGUAAUAGAGAAUAAAAAUCUACAGCUGAGAACUCUCAUUACUCAGUGUCAAGCCAGACAAAUGCAGAAUAUCAACCCACUCACAAUGUGCCUGAAUGGAGUUAUUGAUGCUGCUGUUAAUGGGGGACUUGCCAGAUACCAGGAGGCAUUUUUUAUAAAGGACUACAUUGUAAAUCAUCCUGAAGAUGGAGAAAAAAUUGGCAGACUGAGGGAGCUCAUGUUUGAACAGGCUCAUAUUUUGGAGUAUGGAUUGGCAGUACAUGAAAAAUUUGUACCUCAAGACAUGAGACCAUUGCAUAAGAAACUAGUGGAUCAGUUUCACCUCAUGAAGUCGAGUUUGGGAAUCCAGGAUUUCCCAGCUUACGUCCGUGCCAGCCCCAUCCAUUUUACAAAUGGUAGCCCACGAAUAUGCAGAAAUUCAGUGCCUAAUGCCAUAAGCCCAGAAGGUGCUAGACUGACCUCCAGAAGAAGCCCUUUAAGUUACCCAGCAGUCAAUCGGUAUUCAUCAUCUUCACUUUCAUCACAAGCUUCUAAUGAAGUUAGCAACAUUACUGGACAAUCGGAAAGUUCGGAUGAAGUUUUUAACAUGCAGCCAAGUCCAUCUACCUCAAGUUUAAGUUCUACCCAUUCUGCCUCUCCAAAUGUGACCAGCUCUGCUCCAUCCAGUGCCAGAGGAUCUCCAUUGUUAUCUGACAAACAGAAACAUUCCAGGGAUAAUUUCUGUCUUUCUCCACGAGAGAGGCCCUGCAGUGCCAUUUACCCAAAUCAAGUGGAGCCCACACAGAGAAUGCUCUCUCACCCACCUGGAGAAAACUGCUUACCAAGAAGUGACCCCAAUCUUGCAGCACCAGAGAAAGUAGUAAAUCCCACACCAAGCAGUUGGAGCCUAGAUAGUGGUAAAGAAGCAAAUUCACAGGUCACAGAAUGUGUUGGAAAGCUGGUAUCGCCUCCUGUACCACCUAGGCCUCAACACCAAGGUUCACCAGCAAGAAAUAUAAGGUCUCUGUCGCCAGUUGCCACUCCAAGAUCACCACAAAAGAGCUCUGCGCAGUCCUUCACGCCGUCUCCAACAGAGUGCCAUACCUCAGGCCUAGUGUCCAACUCCCCAGGUCUGUCAGGAAGUUACAGCAGUGGGAUUUCAACACUGAGCCGCUGCAGCGUAUCAGAAACAUCCGGAGCAGAGACACAGCCGAGUGAUCACCUUCUGACCACGUCAGUUUCUAGCGGUUCUGAUGAACUCAUAAGAAGGGAGAUCAAAACUCCUCCUCCUUACAGUGUCUAUGAGCGAUCCAACUCCAGGCGCCCAGUGCCUCUACCUCACAGUCUCUCUGUCCCCAUCAACUCGGAUCCCCCAGCUCUCCCUCCAAAACCGCAUCAGCUCCGUUCUAAUAAACUGGAAAAUGAUGGCAAGAGAUGUGAACAGGUUUCACGGCCCAGGCCGUUGCCAAGAAAAGUUUCUCAGCUAUAGUACAGCAUAUUGUUAACAGCUGGAACAUUUUGCACUUUGUUUUUUGUAAAGGAGAAUCAUUUAAAAAGUUAUUACUCAUUUAUAUUUUGCACCGACAUCCAGUACCUUUAGUCUGGUAGGGCACAUUUUGUAUUAUCCCCUUGGGUAAGACAAGGUACUGCUAAAAAUUUAAUCAAGACUUGUGCUUAAAAGCAAAUCUUUAUUAAGACAGUUAUCAUAAUUAGCUCCACAUAGGAAUUUACAACAGGGUUUUUUUUUGCCUUAAACAUUUACAAAAAUAGUUAUAUGAAUUUUAGGAAAUUUAUAAUCCUUCAUCAUGACAUUUUUAGCCGUAAAAGUCAAAAAUCUCUCUUAACACAGUGGCAAAUCUAAAGGUGCUAGAAAUUUCUCAUUUGUAAUGAGGCAUAGCAUAGAAUCUAAAAGUUCACCAUAAAAUAGCUGUGUUGAGUCAUUCAGAGUAUUGUGCCAAAGGAACUCUCUCUCUCUCUUUCUCUCUUUUUUUUUUUUUUUUUUUUUUUUGUUUCUCUGUCUCAUAAUAAAUACUUUAAUAAUAGAAUCUAGAUAACUGGAAGUGAUCUACUGAAGUAAGAUUGACUUAUACUGUGUUCAGUGCUACGUGUUUUUUUCCCCGUUUUGUGUUUCCCUUAAACCUUUAUCUCUAAUUGCACGAGGCCUGUAAAAAAGCAAUAGAAACACUGUCGUUCUGGACUUGAGAUCAUUUAGACAAAGCACAAAUGGGUGUGGCAAUUGACUGCGGGAAGUGUUUUUGAGCCGGGUUCAGGCAGAUGUGCCAGAGCAGCUACUAAAUGUCGAAAACACUGACGGAUCUUGUUGAUCUCAAACUGACUUGACUGCCAGUGCCCAUUGCCAAAAGUGGAUCUCUUAGAAUCGAAUCUAACGCAUUCAGCUUUCGAGUGCUUUUGUCUCCGUUCUUAGGUGAGCAAUGUUUAGCAAUUUGUUUGUAAAUUCCAGCUAUUUUUAUUACUUGUACGUGAUUUAAGAAAUAUUGCAGAGAGAAUGUACUGUAAAUUGAAUUUUGGCUUUACAGUAUUUGAAUAGUUGUGGGUUCGGUGUACCCAUGGUCUGAAAUUGUUUCAUUCUUAGCAAAAUUUUUAUAUCUUAAUGGACUGUGUAUAUUGAUUGCUUAAUUUGAAUAAAGUGGCCAGUUUUGGAAUACUAAUUACAUCAUUCUUAACAUGUUUUUUUAAUGUUUUUUUGGUGAAUUUUCAAAUAUAUGCCAGACAUGGUUAAUUGUGAGAAAAGAAGAGACUGUAUAUUACACUAUGAGAUUGUUGUAAGUAUGCCAAAUACUUUAUGUAAUUCUCUUGUACAUAACGUGUUUUUAACAAAAUGUAGCCAUAUUGAAUUUACAGCUUUGAAUGUUGCAAGAGCAAAGUAUAAUUAUAAAUGUUAAAUAUUUAUAUGUUUUAAUGUGAUUAGGUUAAAAGGAACACAUUAACAGCAUCUAAUGCUUUCACUUCAGUAACAACUUUUGAGGUCUAAAUUUUUUUCCGAGGUUGGGAAGAAUUUAGUUUUUUGCAAUUAAUAACAUCAUGUUUAUAUUCAUAGCAUAAAAAUUUUAAAUGGUAUGUAAUUUGUAUUUUGCUAGAAAUCAUAUGAUACCACAUUGUUUAAAAAGAAAAAUCACAAUAUUCCUUCUAUUUAAAAUUUGCUUAUUAUUUCCCAGGGUUGUACAAGCUGUUUGUUGUACAAAUAGUGUCAAGUAUAGGUUCUGUCAGUGUUAUUUUACCACUAAAGCCAUGUUUAUUUGGUGACUGCACACUGUAGGAAGGUGUUCUGUAUGUGUUUAUUUUUAUGUUUUCAGAAUGCACAUAAUGGUCUAUUACAAGAAUUUAAAGUUAAAUCUGGUCUGAAAGGACAGAAUGGAAAUAAAAUAACCCAUAUAAUAA
Molecule: messenger RNA, 7975 nt
Organism: Erpetoichthys calabaricus (reedfish)
Lineage: Eukaryota; Metazoa; Chordata; Cladistia; Polypteriformes; Polypteridae
Product: dedicator of cytokinesis protein 4
Biological process (GO): small GTPase-mediated signal transduction; cell chemotaxis
Cellular component (GO): plasma membrane; cytoplasm
Molecular function (GO): small GTPase binding; guanyl-nucleotide exchange factor activity; GTPase activator activity
Source: RefSeq, a predicted model, not a curated record